Messenger RNA from Dalotia coriaria, 3998 nucleotides. Its product is annotated as catenin alpha-like. Gene Ontology annotation, cellular component: actin cytoskeleton; adherens junction; catenin complex. Lineage: Eukaryota; Metazoa; Arthropoda; Insecta; Coleoptera; Staphylinidae. Gene Ontology annotation, biological process: cell-cell adhesion; cell migration. The record is from RefSeq and is a predicted model, not a curated record. Gene Ontology annotation, molecular function: structural molecule activity; actin filament binding; cadherin binding.
GUCUACAUUUCAUCCGUAGACGCGGCCGUGGCGAUUGUUUAAUGCUAACUAGUUGCGAGAAGCAGAGAAACGAAAGUGGAACGUGUGUAUUAAAUUCAUUAAACAAAUGCCACUCGACAAGGCCAGCUAACCCUAAUAAGUUUGUGUGCAGGGCAACGCUACCUGGUGUUGAAUACUGGAAGUAUUUCUAAGUAAGAUGGCGAUUUAUGGAAUAGAAUAAGUGGGAAAGAGCGCGGUGCGUGAUACUUGCGCAGCAAUUUGAGUGGGAGUGGUGCCGCCGUCUUUCCCGCAGCACCGCGCAAUCAUCUCAUCAUCCCCAACACUUCGACGCUGACGCACUGAUGUGAUUCAUACUUGGUGCGGGCGCAUUGUUUCACGCCGAUUUCUAUCCGUAGUGUUUUUCUAUCCGUUUACACACCGCUCAACUGUGCCAACGAAAGCUCAACAACUCAACCACCGACGAUGGCCGACCACUUCGGGCUGAAAUGGGAUCCCAAGAACUUGGAGAUUCGCACCAUGUCUGUGGAGAAGACACUCGAACCGCUGGUGUUGCAAGUGACCACAUUGGUUAACACCAAGGGUCCAUCCAAGAAAAAGAAAGGCAAGUCUAAGCGUGCGAAUGCACUUGUAAGCACCGUCGAGAAAGCCACCGAGAAUUUCAUCCAGAAAGGUGAACAAAUCGCGUAUGAAAACAAAGAUAUCACGCAGGAGAUGCUUUCCGCCGUUGACGAAGUCCGCAAAACAGGUAAUGCGAUGAGUAUUGCAGCGCGAGAAUUCUCCGAAGAUCCUUGUUCUUCUCUGAAGAGAGGAAACAUGGUGAGGGCAGCGAGAAAUUUACUCUCUGCUGUCACCAGAUUGUUAAUUCUGGCUGACAUGGUGGAUGUACCUUUGCUCAAGUCUUUACGCGUCGUUGAAGAUGACUUACAGAAACUACGCGAUGCUUCAAGCCAAGGAGAGCUUUUAGACAAUAUUAAAGCCUUUGGACAUAAUGCAAACGAACUUAUGAAUCAAGCUGCGAAACGUCAGCAAGAGCUGAAAGAUCCACAGCCGGAUGAUCUUGCUGCGGCCAGAGCAGUGCUCAAGAAGCAUUCGACAAUGUUGUUGACGGCGUCGAAGGUUUACGUGCGUCAUCCGGAAUUGGCGGCGGCGAAAGCCAAUCGCGACUACGUUUUGAAGCAAGUCUGCGAGGCGGUGAACACGAUUAGUGAUGUAGCGCAAGGGCGUACACCACAACCGUCGCAGAAUCCUUAUGAUGGGCCUGGGGAACUUGCUGCGGCGUUGGAUGACUUUGAUGAACGUAUGGAAAUGGAACCACUGGCCUACAAUGAAGUCCACACUCGUCCUUCACUUGAAGAACGCCUGGAGAGCAUCAUCAGCGGCGCGGCCCUAAUGGCUGAUUCAAGUUGCACGCGCGAUGAACGCCGUGAACGCAUUGUCGCUGAAUGUAACGCGGUGCGUCAAGCCCUCCAGGACUUGCUCUCCGAAUACAUGUCGAACCAAUUGCAAGUUUUACAUGGAGGUACACGGAUGGGUAAUAAGGACCCAAGCGACGGUCUGGGUCGUGCUAUCGACCACAUGGGACGCAAAACUAAAGAUUUGCGUCGUCAACUACGCAAAGCAGUGGUAGAUCACGUCUCCGACAGUUUUCUGGAGACAAAUCUGCCGCUUUUGAUCCUUAUCAAAGCAGCGCAGACUGGAAACGAAAAGGAAGUCGAUGAAAACGCGAUUGUCUUCACAGAACAUUCGAAUAAACUCGUCGAGGUCGCCAAUCUUGUCUGCAGCAUGUCCAACAACGAAGACGGCGUCAAAAUGGUGCGCUACGCCGCCGCGCAGAUUGACAAUCUGUGCCCGGAGGUGAUCAACGCUGCGCGCAUUCUUGCAGUUCGCCCGCGUAGUAAAGUAGCACAGGAGAAUAUGCUUGCAUUUAAAGAGGCUUGGGAGAACCAAGUGCGCAUUCUGACUGAAGCCGUGGAUGAUAUUACCACGAUCGAUGAUUUCCUAGCGGUGUCCGAGAAUCACAUCCUGGAAGAUGUGAAUAAAUGUGUGUUGGCACUCCAGGAGGGCGAUAGCGAUACACUGGAACGUACUGCCGGCGGUAUACGAGGACGUUCACAGCGUGUUUGUAAUGUUGUCGCUGCUGAAAUGGACAAUUACGAGCCAUGUAUCUACACCAAGAGGGUGUUGGAAGCUGUCAAGGUUUUGAAUGAGCAAGUAAUGCCCAAGUUUGGGCAGAGGGUGUCAGUGGCAGUGUCGGCGCUUGCUAGUAAUCCGCAGAAAGAUGUGGAUGAGAAUGAUUUUAUCGAUGCGUCGCGUUUGGUUUAUGAUGGCGUGAGGGAAAUUCGAAGGGCGGUGCUUAUGAAUCGCGCUGAUGAAGAUUUGGAUCCGGAAGAUGUCGAAUUGGAUGAGAAUUACACUUUGGAGACGAGGAGUAAAUCGAGUGCACACACUGGUGAACACGGCGUUGAUGAAUACCCCGACAUUAGUGGUAUUACCACAGCUCGUGAAGCUAUGGGUAAGAUGCCCGAAGAAGACAAACAGAAGAUUCUACAGCAAGUAGAGUUCUUCCGCUCCGAGAAGCUCAAGUUUGAUCGUGAGGUAGCGAAGUGGGACGAUACUGGCAAUGAUAUUGUCGUGCUGGCGAAGCACAUGUGCAUGAUUAUGAUGGAAAUGACAGAUUUUACCCGAGGACGUGGCCCGCUCAAGACCACCAUGGAUGUUAUCAAUGCGGCGAAGAAGAUCUCCGAGGCUGGUAAUAAACUGGACAAGCUGACGAAGCAGAUUGCGGAUCAAUGCCCGGAGAGUUCUACCAAAAAGGAUCUGUUGGCGUAUCUACAAAGGAUUAAUCUGUAUUGUCAUCAGAUUAGUAUCACCAGCAAGGUGAAGGCUGAUGUGCAGAAUAUCAGUGGAGAAUUGAUUGUUUCUGGGUUGGAUAGCGCAACAUCUUUAAUUCAAGCAGCGAAGAACUUGAUGAACGCUGUCGUGUUGACGGUGACGGCUUCCUACGUCGCUUCAACGAAAUAUCCUCGACAACCAGGAAUUGUUGCUCAAGUAAGUACGCCGUCGCCUAUUGUCGUCUGGAAGAUGAAAGCGCCCGAGAAGAAACCGCUCGUGCGCCCUGAGAAACCGGAGGAAGUCCGUGCCAAAGUCCGGAAGGGCUCACAAAAGAAAGUGCAGAAUCCAAUUCACGCACUCUCCGAAUUCCAAAGCCCGACCGAAUCGGUAUAGAUUUAAGCUUUAAAUUAAGAAACAAAAACAUUAUAUAAAACAAAUUCCGUUCGGUCUAAUGAUACAUUCUAUCGGCAGCAAUAAGAAUACGUUUCGAAACUUUAAAUUUGACAAGCUGAUCAACAAAUACUAUUAUAACGAACAAUAAGCUUGCCGGAAUAAUUUAAGUAUACAUACAGAGUAUUAGUAGUCUCCUUCAGAUAUAUCAUACAUUUAUAUAAUCAGAUGCGUCGCCGAGUCGCGCAUAUAUUUAUUUUUAGACUUUUGAUGAGACGACUAUGUAUUUAACGUUUAUUGUAUUGUAUUCGAUUGAUUCGCAUAGCUGUAGACUGGUUUAGUGGUGUGGGAACUGAGUUUUUACACUUUUACAGAGAAAUUUCCAAAGUUAAUGACGUGUUUGAAUGCUACAAACGAUUGCAUAUCGAGUAAAUAUGAUUGCAGCAUUAUUGACGCAUUGAGAUGACGAAAAUUAUUCAGUUCGAAGCAUGAAAGAGAAAAGAAAGAGAAUGAAAUUGAUGGCGUUUUAGAAGCUUGUUGUAACAAUCAUCGAUUUUGACUUCAAUAUUGACUAUAAAUAUGUAAUUAUGAUGCAGUGGCAGCUGGAGCAAAAGGAAAAAUGGCCGCAAGUGAAGUGCAAAUGUUUGCUGUACUUCAUUUACGAUGCUAUUGAAACAAUUGGUGCGAUGUCAAAUUAUCCUCUCUCGCGAACAAAUUACAAAAGUGUAAACUGAUUACGGCAUAAAUGUAUUGAUAAUAUAAGCUAAUUUAUAGAA